AUGAAGUUUUACUCCCGCUAUGUCAUUUAUACUGCUGGUGACUUGAUCCAAUCGGCCAAUAAUCAUUCUCCAGUAUUUGCACCAAGCAAUCGAUCAAGCAGUAUUUCCAGUGCAUUAUUCGUGGAGGACUUUAUAUCUGUUCAAAAAGAGGAGUCUCAGAAAAUUUUGGAAAAACGACACUGUCCCUCUGGACGGUUAUCGCCCUAUUUGACAAUUUUGAAUCAGUACGCCUUAGUGAAUAAAUCUGAGCCCCAAAUCAUUACGACUGAACCCAUUCCAGUUAUAUAUUUUGAUACACGAGUUCUAUGGCCGAAGUUUGAGAAAUCCCUUCCAACGACCUGUCCCUACCGUUGUAUAUAUACGAAUCGAUCGGAGGAGGCCACCAAUGCUUCAAUUGCCGUGUUUACCCGCGGCCCAACCUCGCAAAUGGCGACCACGUUUGCAGACGCUUUGUGGGCUUUUGACAGCGAUGAAUCGCCUCUUCGAAUGCCGUCGUUCUCAAUAUUUCUGACAAGCCACCCCAGCUCCACGGUCCCCAAACCCUACGGCAUGUAUUGGGCCAAUACCCAGCCCGAGUGCGUCAUGCCAGCCAAUGAGAGGGCACGCAUGCGCAGCCACGAGGACGCCAGACGCUGGUUGCCCCCGGACAUGGCCACGAAGACCCGUCUCGUUGCAUGGCUCGUCUCCAACAUGUACGCGGUGAAUCAGCGAAAGCUCUUUGUUGCAAAACUCCGACGCUGGGUCGCUGUAGACAUUUAUGGUUACAGGAGGUUGGCCUGUCCAGAACCCAAUUGCCUUGAACAACUGGGCAAACGCUACAAAUUCUACCUGGCCAUCGAAAAUUCAAAUUGUCGAGCUUACAUAACGGAGAAGUUGUUUAAAAACGCAUUGAGACACAACAUGGUCCCCAUAGUGAUGGGCGGGAGUCCAGACGACUACUUUAACUUGGCACCGCCGAACUCCUACAUUCACGUGGACGACUUCGCUUCUCCAGGCCACUUAGCCGCUUACCUUCGGUACUUGGACCGUAACGACACCGCCUACGCGUCGUACUUUGCUUGGAAGGGUCUUGGUACCAUUAGGAAAGCACCCAACACAUUCUGCCGGCUGUGCGCGCUGUACCACACCACAUUCCGUCGGUCGAAGCCAGUGCAUUUGGGCGAUUUCGAGGUGCACCUCAAUCCCUGGAAUCUCUGUAUCAGUCCUGGAAGGUGGCCGAGUGAUUUUGCUUCAAAUAGGAUAUCUUUUACGCCGUUUUUAUUAGUGCUGAUCUUGCUUUCUUCAUGUUACUCAUUUGUUGUGUCUCCGCUCAACCUGUAG
This is a messenger RNA of Mesocestoides corti, 1320 nucleotides long. The record is from the annotation of a GenBank genome assembly. NCBI's taxonomy places the organism in Eukaryota, Metazoa, Platyhelminthes, Cestoda, Cyclophyllidea, Mesocestoididae.